UCUACCGUUGGCGAUUAGCCGCCCUGAGAACUUUCUCUGAUGUUCUGACAUCAGCAUUCGCCAUCCUGGUCGAUUACCUCCGCGGUUUUGAAACCCUUUCCUUCUUACGGGUCCAGGUACCGAAGACCCGAUCGCAGUCACUCCCCACCGUCUGUCUUGUCCUUCCAAUUUUUGAUCUGGGUGUUUUCUUUCUCUCCUAGUCUCGCUUCUCCUCCCUACAUCUCUAAUACAGAGACGGCGUCCACAGCAACUUGUCAGUUCUCCAUUCUGGUGUUGGUGAAAGGCGAUAAAGGCGGUGUAUCACCUAAUGCACCCUUCUGUAUGGAUUCUCUAUGAUCUUUCCUGUUUUGUGAUGCUGAGCUCUCCUUCUCUGCCGCUCUCUCAUUUGUCAGCUCAGCCUGGAGACUGGUUUACACCGACACACGGAGAUAGACAGGCAAAGGUUCUCAACUGUUCCUCGUACUUGUUUCGUGAGACGACAACCGUAGUGCAUACUUCCUUUCAACCCUCGCUAGCAGUACUAACGGUUAUAGCGAUUACUUUACAGUCAACGUUUUAUUUUCCUGGUCUGUUCCAAUCACGGUACGAUAAUCCUUCGAGGUUGAAUGAGAUAUACCUGCCCGUCCACUGGCCUUGCUCUGAUGCAUCGAUUACCAAUUCCUGUGACCAGAAUCGUACGAUUCCGCGCGCAGUGGAUGACUUUGUGUGUUUUGGACAUCCUCUGACAAUGCAAGCACGAUGAGGACGAGAAUAAAUUUAUUCACCUCACCAAUUUUUCUUUGUCUUCCUCUAAUUACCUGAUAUCACCAUAUUAUCAAACAGAACCAUGGAAAGGACGAGCCCAGAAUGGAAUGCCAGGACCCUGCGAACAGAAACGUACACGAUGGUCUAUGUUUAGCCCGUUAUGCUCGGAGACAUCAGAUGGAGAAAUUAGACAUCCAAGUUUAAAACUCAAACCCCGCGGCUUUUAUCGACCCAGACGCGUCGCGCACGCGAGUCAAUCACUCUGGACUCUGCUGUGUUCCGAAAUUCCAGAUUGCAUAGCAGGCCCCUGUGCAAAGCAUUGAGUUAUGAUCUGACAACGAGCUCUCCAAUAUAUCUUUCAUCAGCCAUGCGUUGGAGCGGUGUUUCUUAUAUAAUUUGUCUCGACCG
Desarmillaria tabescens is the source of this 1152-nucleotide messenger RNA. RefSeq lists its product as uncharacterized. The record is from RefSeq and is a predicted model, not a curated record. The transcript is spliced from 3 exons. NCBI's taxonomy places the organism in Eukaryota, Fungi, Basidiomycota, Agaricomycetes, Agaricales, Physalacriaceae. The coding region runs from base 308 to 742 and encodes 144 amino acids.